Epinephelus moara (kelp grouper) is the source of this 5659-nucleotide messenger RNA. It is a transcript of the gene fbxo30a, whose product is annotated as F-box protein 30a. Gene Ontology annotation, molecular function: zinc ion binding; protein binding; ubiquitin protein ligase activity. The coding region runs from base 264 to 2480 and encodes 738 amino acids. The transcript is spliced from 3 exons. NCBI's taxonomy places the organism in Eukaryota, Metazoa, Chordata, Actinopteri, Perciformes, Serranidae. The record is from RefSeq and is a predicted model, not a curated record.
GGAUCAACACAAACGCCGCUUGACUCAGAACAGCGAAGGACUCAGAGCCGGAGAACCAGCUGCAGCCAGUUCAUAUCAUAAGAAGAUUUAGACACAUUAAAUACUGUGAGAUGAUUAUGUAGCUGUAGUUUCCAAGUUGCUCAUGUCGCCGGCGCUGAUUUAAGUAAAGAAGUCCUGGUAACAUUCACCUGGAAAACCCCGUAACUCGGGGUUGAACACGUCACCCCUUUUCCCUGCCAGAACCAGUUGGGCAAGGAGCAAAUAUGGAGAGCCUGCACUCCCACUGCCUUAAAUGCAUCAACAGAAGGUGCAUGGUGAGACCAGAGGCCGGUGUUUGCUGUGACCUCAUCGGCUGUCCUCUAGUCUGUGGGGCAGUUUUUCACUCAUGCAAACUAGAGGAACACCGUUUACUGUGUCCAUAUGAACGGCUGCCAUGCCUUAACAGUGGAUUUGGCUGCCCAUUCACUAUUGCAAGGAUUAAGAUGGCACAACACCUUGAGAUCUGCCCAGCAAGUAUCGUAUGUUGCACUAUGGAGUGGAACCGCUGGCCUGUGAGCUACGCUGAUCGCAAGUCCUAUGAAAACUUGAGCAAAGACUUUGAUGAGGUGGAGCAGCUAGACAUGGCUUUGGCCCUGCAGGAUCAGAGGAUGUUGUUAGAGUCACUGAAGGUCACGACCACAGUGUCAAAGAAUGGAGAUAAAGAAGCGGAUGAAAGUGACAAAAUGGCUACAGCUUCAAGUCUACCAGAGACAGUGUUGGGUAAUGUAACAGUGGAAAUGGAAGAGGAGCCCUAUAAUGGGUUGUACAGAGCCUCAGUUGAGACGAGCAGAAGUUUAGCAGCGGCUUUGGACAUCCUCACUAAUUCAAAGGAUAUCGAUGUAAUUGUUGGAAAUUUAAACGGGGAAAAGACUGAUAAGAAUGGAGCACUACACAAUGGGGAAAAUGGUGAUAGUCAGAAUGUUUAUGCUGCUGAAGGUGGGAAGAAUGUGGACAUGCAGGAGAGUGACUCUGAUUCAGAGUGUGAGCUUGGAGCGGUCGGUGGAGUGGACUGUGCAGUCGGGACAGAUGGAGAAGAAGAUGGUAUUAGCUGGGCAGAAGAAAAUGAUUUUGUAGAGCUGCUCUUUGAAGAGAAGGAAGACAUUAUCGAGGAGCCAAUAAAUGAUUCCAACCUUGUCUGGCCAGAGAUGCCUCAGAAUUACAUGCCUGUUGUAGCACUGGAACCUCCUGUGCCUCAGCAAGCACCAGUUCCACAUCCAAUGCCAUUCCUGCUGUCUGAUCAUGUGAGAAAUAACUUCUUACAACACUUACCUACUGAACUCAGGUAUCGGUGUUUGGAGCGUAAACUACAGAAUGUAGAAGUGCUCAGAGGAAUAAGUAUGUUUACAUUUAACGGACGUCGGGCUCUGCUGUCAGACCCUUACUUGUUUCGAGCAAAGAUGGAGGACAAGGCAGUAGACACAUCUGACCUGGAAGUAGCAGAUGACCCCAUGGGCCUCCAUGGCAUUGAUCUCAUCACUGCAGCUCUGCUCUUUUGCCUCGGCGACUCUCCAGGAGGCAGAGGAAUCUCAGACAGCAGGUUUGUUGAUGGCUACCACAUCGACUUUGGUACUCAGACAUUCUCCUUUCCUUCAGCCAUUCUUGCAACCAACACCAUGGUGGGAGACAUCGCUUCGGCCUCAGCCUGCGAUCAUGCCAGCCCACAGCUCUCCAAUCCAAGCCCCUUCCACACUCUCAGGCUGGACCUGGUGCUCGAAUGUGUAGCUAGAUACCAAACAAAGCAGCGCUCCAUGUUCACAUUUGUGUGCGGGCAGCUGUUCCGGCGGGAUGAGUUCUCGUCUCAUUUCAAGAACGUUCACGGAGAUAUUCAUGCCGGACUCAACGGCUGGAUGGAGCAGCGCUGCCCCCUGGCCUACUAUGGCUGCACCUACUCCCAAAGACGAUUCUGCCCGUCUGUACAGGGCUUCAGAAUCAUCCAUGACAGACACCUUGGCUCGUUUGGAGUUCAGCCCGGUUUGCCCUUAAGAAAUGGGGAGAACUACCCAAGAAGAAACUUCCGCUAUGGCCCAAGGACUGAUCAGUUCAGCAGCCUACCUUUUGAGGUGUUGCAACAUGUAGCAAGCUUCCUGGACAGCUUUAGCUUGUGCCAACUGUCCAGAGUGUCCCGCACCAUGAGGGAUGUGUGUGCUAGUUUGCUCCAGAUGCGUGGCAUGGUCGUCCUGCUGUGGGAGAAGAAACGGCGUGCUGAUGGGUCUCCAUCAUGGCAGAUCACAGACAAGGUGUGGCGAUUCAGCACAGCUUUCGGUACAGUGAACGAGUGGAAGUUUGCCAACAUCGCCAGCAUGGCCGACCACCUCAAGAAGUGCAAGUUCAAUACAAUCUCUCGUCGGGAAGAGGCAAUCCCCCUGCCAUGCAUGUGUUUCACCAGGGAGCUCACAAAAGAGGGAAGGUGUUUACGCUCAGUUCUCAAACCAGUAGCAUAAAGUGACUUUGAAAGAUGAAGUCAUCUUUUGGACUUUUUUUGAGACCAUUAGAACUCAAAUACACAUGUAUUUCCUCCAGUGUUUACAGACAUUAGUCUCCUCCAGCCUCAAAAUGAUAACUCCUGGUUGAACAUUAUAAACUGUUGGUUGUUUUCUUCACAAUGGAAAUAAUCUUCACUCCCCUAAAUAAGACAAAGCCAGUAGCGGGCCGAUUUAUCCUUCAGCGGAUGCUGAUGUGCUGCAAUUACAGAUCGGCAGAUUAAAUUGUUUGCUUUGUAUCUUCCACUCUGAUGGAUUUAUGAAUACCAGUGUGCUGACAUUGUAGCCGUAUCUACUCUGACAUUGUGUAAAUAACCAGAUGUUUUGAUGUAGAUUUUUUUUUAUUUUUAUAUCAAAAAGUCAGUACUGUGCUACAAUGGAAGUAAGAGUACAGCCUUAACUUAUGAUGAACUUGAUUUUAUAGUCAUGAGGUUGUUCAGAACAUCUCAGUGAGAUUUCUUUGCUGCUUCCAGCUGGAACAGUUUACUGGUAUCUUGCACGGUUUUAUAUCUUAUCCUGAUACCUAGAGUGACCACUUGUGCUGCUUAAAGCUCAUAGACCCGCUUUACACCUGGUAUUAACAUGCGUCCUAGGUGACUGGAUCACAAGUAGACAGCUUCAAGUACAGGUGUGAAUGCACCAAAUGCGUCCUUACUGCAUCUUGAUCUUGAUCACUCUAGAGGUGGUUUGGGCUGCAUAUGGCCACAUUCUCUCAGCAGUGCAAAUGCUAACGUGUCCGCAGUUACACUGAACGACUGCCUACUCAGCUGACAUCCUUGCUUAUCUCACGCUGCACCUGAUAAGAAAGCUUUAGUUGGUGCAGUUGCACGGACGCAGAACUCAAGGACCGUCCCUGGAGCCACUCCACUUCCUUAUUAGCGCAAUCAAACAGCAGCAGCUGUUCAACAGUCCCAACAAAUUCAAACUGACAGUAAAAAGGCUCAACUCUGUCACCAAGUUGGUUAGUAACCGAUGGGUAACGUCACUGUAUGUGUGGUCAUGCAGAACCCUUUCAGCUUUCCCUAGCAUGGAGCUCAAACUACUGCAGCAGUAAUCUGCUAGCUACGCAUGCCUCAUGAGAAACAGAGAAAGGGAAGAAAGCAAGGGCUGUCAACACUAUUAAAUAAGAUUUUACUAAUUUGAAAUAGUAGAGACUGUAAGUGUGUGUUUAGCACGACUAACCUCCCAUGGGUUUAAAAGAACAGCACUUUUCAGUCUUUGCAAGCGGAAAUGAUUCACAUGUUUAUUUGCAUAUAGAGCAGGGAAGAGAGCUCCAAUCACAAGCGGCCACUCGGGGUGCAUGUGGAGAUACAUUGUAAUACCAGGUGUGAAUAGACAGACAGAGCUGUUCACACAUGUGAUAGGAUCAACAGAGACGCACGAUAAUCCCAGGUGUAAAUAGGCUCAUAGAUUUCAUGGCUUUAAUUAUACAUUUUAAGACUGACCAAACAUCGGUGGUAAUGUAUGCCACUUUACAGGAUGGUCAUACUGUAUUCACUGUGGGGUUUCUGUUAACCAGCAUAAGUAUGUCACCAUCAUCAUGUUAAGUGUUUAAAUGUAGUGUGGGUUGGCAUGUUAAAGCAGUAACAAAGGUGGUCCAUCUUGCUUUUAUCUCACCUCUGACUAAUGCGCUGGCAUGUUAGUCAGGUGGGAGAUGAUGUAACAGUGUUCACUGGCCACAUGGCAGUACGUUCUCAGCUGCAGUUGGCUUGUGGUUUGCCCGUUCUACCAGCUACUUUUAACCAGCAAUUGUUUAAAGGUUUCAUAAAAAGAUCUAAAUGUAGCAUCUAAAAUGAUGAAUGUACUCAGCGAAUAUAAGAAUCCAUCAGUGACUGUGGUCAGCUCGGUUUGCCUCCCUCAGUGUCAGACCUCAUAAAACCCUGCAGGCCAGGUGUUCAGAUAUAUAACGGGCACACGCUUCCCUCCAGUAAUGAGCAUCACUAAUUAUAUUCGUACGCAUUAUUUAUCACAUGUUUUUGUCACUACAUGUCCACUGUGUUCAGAUGUUGUUGGCGUCUCAGGGUUGUAGCAUUAAGCUUUGUGUCACAGUAGGUUGUGUGUAGUUGACGAAAUUGCUGAGAACGACAUGACGACUUGUCGGCAACUUGAUUAUUGUGGGGUCUUAGACAAACUGACUGGUGUACCGCUCAGUAUUAUAAUAACAUAACAGUGUGUGUUGCAGUGCUGGACUAAUAAAUUACAUGUUUGUCACCCAAUGGUGUCAUGUUUAUAACCGAGUAACUGAAAUAGGCUGUCGGCACAAAUGCUGCUUGAUUGUUCUUUGGAGUGAUCAGACACCUUUUGAAUUAGAUUUCUAGGUUGGAUUAAGAAAUAAGGUCUAGCAACACAUGCACAUGAGAUUUUACUCACUUAUAUGAGAAAGUCACAAUGUUGUGUAAUGUGGAUUUUGGUUGAAAAUGUCACAGAAAAGUAACUAAUUCCUUUGAGGAAUUUGUGUGAUUUUGUUUUUAUAUUUUCUGAUAUAAAGCCCAAGUGAUAACGUAACUAAGCUGUCUUUUUACUCUGACAAGUCCCAAUCCAUGUUUGGUUCUUUUCUUAUUUUUUUGUACUGGUACUUUUAUUUUGAAGAAAAAAAAGGAUCUGCCUCUGUAAUGUCUAGAUUUGUAUUUGAAUUAUUGAUUUGCACAUGAAGGCAUGUACUGUAAAAGCUGAAUUAUAAUGCCGAGGGGCUGUCUUUGCUCAAGUAGCAGGAAUUUUUAUUCCCUCACGUUCUGCAUGUGAGUUUGAUGUCUUUUGGAAAUGUUCGGUCAGUCCAGUUGCAAACUCAUUCAUACAGAUUAUUUCUCAGGCACAGUACAUCGAUUUUCUAUAACCUGUUACAUAUUUAAAGCUUGUGUCAUAAUGAACUUAUCACAUGUCCUGAUUCUUCAGGUUUAGUGGGUGGAGUUGAAUUAAUUAAAUCAGUCUUUUGCUCUAUUGAGGUUCAUAAACAUUAAGAUAAAUGUAUUUCCUCUGUGUUUUCAGUGAUAUAGUCUUCACAGGCACCUGGAGUGUAUCAACACUUUUGACAUUUUAAGUUUUGUUCUCACUCCUGCUGACGUGUGUUUUUCACCACGAUAUGCCAGCUUCAUUUGUUUGACCUUUGAAGCAUUUUAAUAAAGAGGCUCUUGGUUUUUAAA